AUGGAGCCUGCCUGGCGCUGGGGUGGCGUCGCUGCCAGCAGCGCCUUCGGCGCUGUGGGCGGCGCCCUGGGCUAUGCCGCUGUGGCGGCGGCGGGGCCCGUGGGCGCGGUCGCCGCGAUCGGCGCGGCCGCCGCGGCGGCAGUGUCUGCGGCCAGGCUACGAGCCGCAGCAGAUGCGCCAGCCCCACAAGAAGCUGCCGAUGAGUUGGCCGGGCCAGUGAUCGAGGACGCUGACUCCUCCGAGGAGGAGCCUGCACAGCUCCCAGCAGCAGACGAUGGGCCACGCCCAAUUCAAAUGGCUGCCGCCGUCAGCGAUGCUAGGGCCGAGGCGCCGAGCUUCGCAGAGGAGCUGCUGUCGCAGGGCUCCUUUUUGGAGAGAGUGCGAUUGCUGCAGCGACUGCACGACAGGGACCCCGCAGCCAUUGAGCGGCUGUCUUCCAGCGAGGGCCUGGAGUGCUUCGGCUCCGGCAGUGCCAUGUGCUUCCUUCGCUGCAGCUCCCAGCGCUGCGAGGUGUAUUUCUUGGGCUCGGAGGCAGAUUUCCAGCGCCGUCCGCAGGCUUUUGCAGAGUGCUGGCUACACACCAAUGCUCGAAUUCAAUUGCAACCUCUGGAUGGCCGCAUAAGCCAUGAGGCAAGAGGCCACGUGCACAUGGGCUUCCAGAGCAGUUACCUUGGCGUGGCACAGCGGCUUGGGCAGCUGGCUUCCGCCACGGUGUCCAUCAUGGGCUAUUCUCUCGGCGGUGCCCUUGCAACGCUGGCAGCGCUUGACUUGUGCUGCAAAGGUUUCACCCGGAUCGACUUGAUCACUUUCGGCAGCCCCCGGCUGGGGAACGAGUCUUUCAGGGACUACUUCAACGAGAAGUGCUUGGCGACGGGCGUACUGCGCGUCGUGAGAUUCGCAAACACUCUGGACCUGGUUCCGCAUGUUCCUUUCAACCCUGAAGAUGCCGUCGAUUCCAGCAGGCAAGGUCAGCUUUGGCGAUGUGUGGAGCAGACGUUGCUGGCACGGCUUCCACAGGAGAGACUGACUGGGGACGCAGGCAACUAUGUUCACGUGACGCCUGGGACGGUGCUGGAUGGCCUUUCCACAGGUGUGGCUGGGGUGGUGUCGCGGCUGGCGAACAUUGCAGAGUGGGAAGGCCGGCUUUCGCUGUCCUCACUGCCUGCGGAGUUCAUGAGCGAGCACUGCUUGAGUAGCUAUCUUCGCACGGUGGAGGCUGCACCACGCCCUGCUUGGGUGACCUUGUCGAGCACGUUGUUGGAGUCCAGCCCUUUGCGCGUGGCUAUGCGGAGCCUCCGUUCGUCGGCUCCGGCGGCCGCCGCCCCGUUGGAAGUGGCGACCUCUGCGGGCAUCAGUGCUGCAGGCCUGGUGCUUCCGCAGAUUCUGGGCGCUGCUGUGUCCGCGAUUGGCUGCUACUGCGUCGCCCAGGAGGUCACCCGCGUGUCGCAGCAACUCACCGAGCACGCCAACGAUACCAGCAGGUCUUUGGGCUCUUUGGAGACCCAGCUGGGCCGAGUGGCCAUUGAGCUCCAUAGCGCCCAGCAGAGCGUGCAGGCAGCACUGCAGGGCCUGUCCCAGUCCAUCCGCCAGCAGCGCAGCGAGGAUUUGGCCCGCCGGGCCCGCGUGGCACAGCGGCAGCUGGCAGAGGAGAUGGACGAAGUCUAUCUAGCCCGCCCUAGCGCGGCUCACGCCCAGCUGGUGCGGGAAGGCGCUCGCGAACUUCGGCGUGCUGCUGCAGAGAUCAUUGAGCUGAUUCGGGAGGAGCAGGAUGCGGAACCGGCAGAACUGGCAAGGCUUUGGCUGGUGGCGCUGUCAGCACACCGCCUUGCCUUGUGGUCGGUGGCCAUGGCCGACAGUGAAAACGCGGCUUUGAGGGCAGCACAGGCUUUGUCGCACGUCGCGCCGCUGCUGGGCCGCUUCUUCUGGCUUCACGUGGCUUCAGGCCAGGAAACCUGGCUACAAGACCUGGAGCAGAACCGAGGGAGCAAUUCUUGGCGGUGGCCCUGA
Molecule: messenger RNA, 2007 nt
Organism: Effrenium voratum
Lineage: Eukaryota; Dinophyceae; Suessiales; Symbiodiniaceae
Source: the annotation of a GenBank genome assembly